AACAUCACUGACGCAGAGUGCAUAAAUAUCGGAAAAGACUGACAUCAUUCCUUACUCAGAGUCCGUUCCACGGUCAUUCGUGUUUUUGUUAUAAUUUCUUCGUUAGCCGCCAGUUUGACCUCUCGUUGCGUAGCUGCAAGUGUAAUUUACUUCUGUUCCCUCAGAACUCUUCCGAAUCGUUGGAAAAUGUCUGCCAGUUUGGAUUUCUACCGGGUCGGCGACGCAAUCUGCGAUGAAAUUCUCGGUCUGUUGGAAAUGACUGCUAAUGAAACGCUCAAGAAGCAGGACGUCUUUCGGGUUGGAGUUUCAGGGGGCUCGAUUGCGAAUGUGCUAUCGGAGGGUAUGCAUGACUUGCGUUCGGAUUUCAGCAAAUGGCAGAUAUUCCUCUGUGACGAACGGAUUGUUCCGGAAGAUGACAAGGAAUCGACGUACGGUGUCUACAAGCGAGAUCUGCUCGAUUGUCAUCCGGGUUUUCCCAAAUCGGUUUUCUAUCCGGUUAACUGCAGUCUAGAACCGGUUGAGGCUGCUGCAGAUUAUGAUAAAACCAUCCGGAAGGCCUUCGGCUUAGAAAACUCCAAGGAGAUCCCAUCCUUUGAUUUGUUGAUUUUGGGAAUUGGUCCCGAUGGGCACACGGCUUCACUGUUCCCCGGACAUCCGCUGUUGGAGGAAAAAGAAAAGCUGAUUGCACCGAUCGAGAAUUCCCCGAAACCCCCGCCGAAGCGUGUGACGAUGACCUAUCCGUUGAUCAACAACGCGAAGGUUUGUCUGUUUGGUUCACAGGGCGAGUCGAAGGCGGAUAUUUUGAAGAAAAUCCUGGUGGACAAAGAUCAGUCUCUUCCGGUGACCAGAGUAGAUCCCAAAAAUGGUCGUUUGAUUUUCGUGGCUUGCGAUGGGGCCGCCAGCAAGAUUGAGGGCAAUCCGGGUCGUAAGACCAAAGCCUAAUAUGAAAAAAAAAUCGCAUUUAACUGUUCUAACAGGAUGUGCCUUCACAGUUCAAUCCAGUGCACUAAACGUAACUCAUAGGGAUUUUGUGAUAAGAAAUUAUCUCUUUUAUUGUUUUAUGUCGUAAAAAGUAAAAUAAAUUAUAUUACAUUAUAA
This is a messenger RNA of Aedes albopictus (Asian tiger mosquito), 1098 nucleotides long. Its product is annotated as 6-phosphogluconolactonase. Gene Ontology annotation, biological process: pentose-phosphate shunt; carbohydrate metabolic process. Gene Ontology annotation, molecular function: 6-phosphogluconolactonase activity. NCBI's taxonomy places the organism in Eukaryota, Metazoa, Arthropoda, Insecta, Diptera, Culicidae. Bases 187 to 942 code for a protein of 251 amino acids. The transcript has 2 exons. The record is from RefSeq and is a predicted model, not a curated record.